GGACGUUCGGGGUACUCAAUCUGAACAAUGGACAGACUGAACUGAUGGAGGGUGUGUUUGACAUCCACUCGUAUGUUUACUUAGGUUUUGCUGUUGCUGGGGCAACCUUUGCCGCGGAACGAAAGUAUGUUUUGCUGCGUCUAACCGCAUGAGCAACGGAACGGUGUAUGUUGUGGAAUGGGACACGCUGAGUGGGUUUCGAUUACUUCGCUUACUGCAAAGCCCUCAGGAUUACUCGUCGUACGGCUUCAGUCUGUGUUCCAUGGACAUCAAUGGCGAUGGUCUUUCUGAUCUGUUGGUCGGCACGCCAGCUUACUCUGACCACAGCAAAAGUCCCUCCUCCUAUGACGAGGGAAGAGUUUACGUCUACCUUCAUCUCCAGUCUGUACAGGAGAAUUUUUUAGACAAUAUCACGCUGGCUGGAGAUCGGAAGAUGUUCGCUCGUUUUGGAUCCGCCAUAGGAGACAUCGGAGACAUCAACCGAGACUUGAUACACGAUGUCGCUGUCGGUGCGCCAGAAGAGGACGAUGGGAGGGGAGCAGUGUACAUAUACCUGGGAAGUUCAAAAGGUCCGGAAACGACCUUCUCACAACGGAUCUCAGGGAAAGACAUUGACGAAAGUCUGUUCUCUUUCGGGUCUCACAUAUCGAGGUCUACCACAGCCACAAGCCCGUACAAUUACCCAGACUUUGCAGUAGGGAGUCCGGAAAGCAAUGCUGUUGUUGUUCUCCGCACGCGCCUUAUUGUCAAUGCCAAAGCCAACAUCAUCACGCCUGCAAGUCCUAUAAACAGCUCCAACGAUAAUUGUCCGGCCCCUGCCAGGAAUCCGGCUUUUAAGGCCAGUGGAUGUAUAAUGCUGCAACUUUGUUUAAGCUUCUCUGCUGAGGACCCAAGAGGACAUUAUCGAAACCUGUCCUUUGACGUGUCUUUUGAGAUCGACACACUCCUGAGUUAUGAUGUGGUGAGGAGAGUGAGGCUGUUGACCAAUGGUCAGACGGAGACCUCAGUGAAGGAAACACUUACUGUAAACGCCGGGCAGGUGGACUGCAAGACUUACGAUGCCAUACUGAGAGAGGAUCAGAUUUUUAGGAACCCUUUUAUACCGGUAAAAAUGAAGGCUACUUUUGCCUUAAAUGUGACUUCACUGCAACAGCCUCUCAAGCCAGUUUUGAACCCCUCCCUCCCAAACGAAACAACGACUGAGUUGCGGUUCAUUAAUAAAUGCGGCGAGGAUCAGACGUGCAACGCUGACCUCGUUCUGGAAGGCCGCGUGACGCACGAGCCUGUGGAGCGAGACAUGAAUCUGAAUAUCGUGAACAUAACGAGCGAGGUCAAGCUUGACCUCACUCUCGUCAAUAAACAAGAAACCGCCUACGGAGUCAAGAUCACCACGCAAAUACAAGGACGGAUUCGAUUUCGUUUUGCUACAGGUGAGCAGGGGGUCUCACACGUCAGCUGUGAAGCCAAGGACAGGGACAACACCACAGUGGGCAGUCUCGUCACCUGCAACAGCUGGUCUCCCUUGGCGCAAGACGAGGUGCUGCCCGUCAGACUGGUGUUCGAUGCAGUGUCGGUUCCUCUGGAGGAUACAUCUCGUGUGAUCAGUUUCGAAGUCAGAGCCAUGCCCUCGGACCCUCUUCAAAACCCGGAGGUGAACGACAAAGACAACGUUGUCACGUUGAAUUCAACAAAGGUCAUCGUGGCGGAAGUGCACAUAGACGGGUCCUCGGACCCUAAGGCCCUGUAUGUCAUCGACUCCAACGUUCCUGAGCUGGUGGCUGUCCAGAGACUUCUGGUGACCAAUCAUGGUCCGAGCUUUUUGCCACCGACAUACGUCAACAUCAGUCUCCCUUAUAAGGACAUGGAGGGCAGGGAGCUGCUGACAUCGCACAAUGUGUCGAUAAAGCACCAAGAUGGUUCAGAGAUGCAAUGCACUCCCACAAGUGUGUCUGAUGCUUCUUUGCUCACGACAACUAGAACACCACCAUCUACAGCCUCAACACCGGCAACACCUCUUACGUCAUCACCAGGAACGGCCACGACUACCCAGAAACCAAUGCCGUCUGGUGCUACACGAACAACCAGGGAACCGGAAGAACCGACAUUUGGUCCGGUGGACCCGUCACGACGUCGCCGCCGCGAGGCAGGAGAAGAGAAGCAGGUCGAGACCACAGACAACUCGGACCAGGACAAAGGCAGCGAGCGCUCACUACAAAUAAAUUGCCAGACCUACCGGUGUAAGACAUUCCAGUGCAACCUGCAGACGCUACAUAGGAACGGACAGGCGACGAUUAUGGUCAGCUUGGUCCUAAAUAAAAGGGUUCUGGAAGUUUCUGAGAAAGUCGACGCCAUUUUCUACAACACCUCUAGCACUGUGGCGGAACCGUCAACACCUUUCUUCUACAAAUGGUCCAAACUUCCAUCGGCAAAAGUCUCCACCAUCAUUUACAUAAAAUCAAGCGAGGGAAUCAACCUCUGGAUUAUUAUCGGUGGAAUUCUUGGAGGCAUCGUGUUACUUAUCAUUAUAGCUCUUAUUCUCAAGAAGUUGGGUUUCUUCCGGCGUGCGGACAAAGCCAAGCUGGAGCGACUGAAGAGACAGAGCGGCUACUACAACAAGCGGCGGCCUCCAAGCUCUGCGCCAUCUCCUGCAGACCAGAAGACAUAAAAUAUAUAAAGCUCAAAAUAUCCACAGAAAUAUCAUACCCUGGUCAAAGCUCAAAAUCUCCACAGAAAUAUCACACCCUUGUCAGACUGACUCGUGAACAGAUGCUAAACAUUAAAUGUUUAUAUGGGAUUAGUUUGCUUGAUAGUCCACGUACUUUUAUUCGGUGCUAUGUUAUAGAUGAAUACCAGUCUGCUGACGUGGUAGACUAAAUUCUUAAAAAAAGAAAUUGUAUUUUUUGUUGAAUUAAAUUCAAUUAUAUUUUCAUAUUUAA
Pomacea canaliculata is the source of this 2936-nucleotide messenger RNA. Its product is annotated as integrin alpha-IIb-like. The coding region runs from base 149 to 2665 and encodes 838 amino acids. The record is from RefSeq and is a predicted model, not a curated record. Lineage: Eukaryota; Metazoa; Mollusca; Gastropoda; Architaenioglossa; Ampullariidae. Gene Ontology annotation, molecular function: integrin binding. Gene Ontology annotation, cellular component: integrin complex; external side of plasma membrane. Gene Ontology annotation, biological process: cell-cell adhesion; integrin-mediated signaling pathway; cell adhesion mediated by integrin. The transcript has 17 exons.